Messenger RNA from Drosophila hydei, 5076 nucleotides. It is a transcript of the gene Pld, whose product is annotated as phospholipase D2. The transcript has 9 exons. NCBI's taxonomy places the organism in Eukaryota, Metazoa, Arthropoda, Insecta, Diptera, Drosophilidae. The record is from RefSeq and is a predicted model, not a curated record. Gene Ontology annotation, biological process: intracellular signal transduction; phosphatidic acid biosynthetic process; cell motility. Bases 846 to 4730 code for a protein of 1294 amino acids. Gene Ontology annotation, molecular function: D-type glycerophospholipase activity; phosphatidylinositol binding.
AUGAUUAAGAAAAUCAAAAAUUGCAGAAUGCGGGCGGAGCAAAAGCUAUGCUCUGGACGUACUUGUAGUUUGUGAGAUGCGGAACAUUCAGCUGGCUUGCUCUGGCUAGCUUUCCAGUGCUCUUUCCAUUGCUGCCAGCACGUUUUUGUUUUUUUCUUACGUUUGGUUUGUCAGUUAUAAAUUCGACGGCAACGCUAGCGGCGGCCGCGGCGACUGCGUUCUGCUAAAUAACAAAAGAAAAAAAUAUAUACAGCAACAAGUUUUCAACUGGUGUUGAGAAAGUUCAACAGCUACGCGUGCGUCUCGCUCUCUCACGCUCUCGCUCUCCUCUCUGCGUGUUUGUGUUUGUGCAUGUGUGAGUGUCAAUGUUACUGUGCCUGUGUUGAUUGGGCAUCACAAUUUGGAAAUUAAAAAGAUGAUUUUUCGUGCCGAAUAGGCGCCUUUGGCGUUAUGCCCCAAUUGAUUUGCACUUGCGGCCAAUUCGUAAGGAAUACGACAUCAAAGAGCUAGACUCUCAUGUAAUUGAAGUACACAUAUGUACAUACACAUAGCUUAUACACACAUAUAUAUAUGUAUGUGUGUGUACAAUUAAAAGCUAUUUGCAUGAAUCAUGGAUACUUGCUCAUAAAGGAAUUAAAUUGAAUCUGACUUAAAGCAAAGCGAACCAGCUCAAAGGCCACCCAGCAGCCGUUGGCACUCUCUGGAUAUUACAGUAAUUCUUCCAUUUAAAACUUUAACUUGAAUAUCCUGAGGAUAGUGCGUAUAGACCCAGUCAGUAUGCUGGCUAUAUCAAUCGUGGCUAUGAUGAUUUAGAUAGUUCCUUGCGUUUCGCACAAUACGAGGCCAUGAAUGAUGCUAGAAGCAGUAGGGCAUUGCCGCCCUAUACAGACCAAUGCGAGGGGGACGACGGCGAUGAUGUGUUCAAGGACUGUGCCGACGAUGCCAUAGACGAGAGUGAUGAGCAGGCGCAUCAUAGUCGCUGCCUGCCCGAGUUUCAGUUCUCGAUCGUGGAUUCGGAAUAUGACGAGACGCUGGCGUUUCCCGAUUCCGUGACGAUCCUAUCGACCGUGGGCGAUAAGCCGGUGCUGGUGGAGCGCAAGGAGACUGACGACGAUGAUGAGGAAUUUGACGACGAGAAUAGCGUGCUCCUACGCCAGGAGAUACCCUUCAUCAGCAUCUAUGGGACCAGCGUGAAGUUCAACUCGUUUCAGCGCAAGGUCUUCAUACCGGGUCGCGAGAUUCAUGUGAGAAUCGUGAACACGGAGCGUAGCGUGACGACUCAUCUACUUAAUCCCAACUUAUACACCAUCGAACUCACCCAUGGCCCUUUCAAGUGGACCAUUAAGAGACGCUAUAAGCACUUCAAUUCUCUACAUCAACAACUGAGCUUCUUCCGCACCUCGUUAAAUAUACCAUUUCCGAGUCGAGCGCAUAAGGAGAAGCGCACCACGUUGAAGGCCGUUGCGAGUCAAAUGGCUGAUGAGUCUACUCUAAAGGAUCUGCCCGCCCAUACCAAAGUCAAGCACACCAGCACCCCGAUUGGCAAUAGUGAAAAUCGCACUAACAAUAACAACAACAACCUCAAUAAUAAUAGCCGUGGCGAUGGCGCCGGCAUCGUGGCCACCAUCGUCAGUCCCAGCCACAGCUCGAUUCUGUCAAGCCUCACGCCGCGGCGCAGUCAGAGGACAAAGCACAAGAAAAAGAAAAGGAAACUUCCGCGUUUUCCGAAUCGUCCGGAAAGCUUGAUCACAGUCGAACAUCUUCCGGUGCGGAUCAAGCAGCUGGAGGACUAUCUGUAUAAUUUACUUAACAUUAGUUUAUAUCGAUACCAUCAUGAGACGCUAAACUUUGUGGAGGUAUCCAAUGUGUCAUUCGUCACCGGGCUGGGCAUCAAGGGCAAGGAGGGCGUCAUACUGAAGAGAACGGGCUCGACAAGGCCGGGCCAGGCGGGCUGCAAUUUCUUCGGCUGCUUUCAGCGCAAUUGCUGCGUGAGGUGCAACUACUUCUGCUCGGAUGUGGUCUGCGGCACUUGGCGCAGCCGCUGGUUCUUUGUGAAGGAGACGUGCUUCGGCUACGUCCGGCCCACAGACGGUAGCAUACGUGCUGUCAUCCUGUUCGAUCAGGGCUUCGAUGUCUCCACGGGCAUCUACCAAACGGGCAUGCGCAAAGGCUUGCAGGUGCUCACGAACAGCCGCCACAUUGUGCUCAAGUGCUGGACACGGCGCAAGUGCAAAGAGUGGAUGCAGUACCUCAAGAACACGGCCCACAGCUAUGCCCGCGACUUCACCUGCCCCAAUCCGCACAUGUCCUACGCCCCCAUGCGUGCGAAUACCCAAGCUGUCUGGUAUGUGGAUGGCGCUCAGUAUAUGGCCGCCGUGGCAGAUGGGCUAGAGGCCGCCACUGAGGAGAUAUACAUCGCCGACUGGUGGCUCAGCCCCGAGAUCUAUAUGAAGCGACCCGCCCUGGAUGGCGACUAUUGGCGCUUGGACAAGAUUCUGCUGCGCAAGGCCAAGCAGGGUGUGCGGGUAUUCGUGCUGCUCUACAAGGAAGUCGAAAUGGCACUCGGCAUCAACAGCUACUACAGCAAGUCCACGCUGGCCAAGCAUGAGAAUAUUAAGGUCAUGCGUCAUCCGGAUCACGCACGUGGCGGCAUUCUGCUGUGGGCGCACCACGAGAAGAUAGUUGUGAUAGAUCAGACGUAUGCGUUUAUAGGCGGCAUAGAUCUGUGCUAUGGUCGCUGGGACGAUCGUUCACAUCGGCUGACGGACUUGGGUAGCAUUUCCACGGGCUCCGUUUCGGGCAGUACGCGACGCACGCCCAGCGGAUACUUCAACAGGGAUGAUGAGGACUCAGCCUUCGGCUCGCGCAAAUCCUCGCGCAAUGCGCAUUACGAGACGGCAGGAGCCAAGGAGCCAGCCCCAAGCCAACCCGCUGACGAAGAGCCCAACUUGCCGGACAUGGAGCUGCGAGUGCUUAAGCCGGGGGAUCGGCUGCUCAUUCCAGACAUGCUUUCGGCAGCCUCCAGCGAGGCGGCACUGGAGUGCACGGCGCUAGAGGGCAUGAAGCUGAAUACGCCCGAGAUGGAGCGUAAGAAUAUGCUGGAUCGCUUGAAGAACAAUGCUAUGAAGGGCGCACGCAAGGGCAAGGACUUCAUGCAGCGACUGACCACAAGCGAAGUGACGGAGAGCACAGAGACGGAGCUGGAACCAGCUGCAGCUGGCGUCUAUUGCAUAGAAACCGAUGAAACAGCCAUCAGCAAAGAGGAUCAGGCACAAACUUCCAGCUCAGCAAUGGCAGCAGCAGCUAAGGCUGGAGGUGGAGCUGCAGCUGGCGCUGGGGGCAGCACACAGCUACUCAGCGAGUUUUAUGGCCAGGCGAAGUAUUGGUUCGGCAAGGACUACUCUAAUUUUAUACUCAAGGAUUGGAUGAAUCUGAAUGCGCCCUUUGUGGACAUCAUCGACCGCACCACCACGCCGCGCAUGCCCUGGCAUGAUGUGGGCCUCUGUGUGGUCGGCGCCUCCGCUCGGGAUGUGGCCCGUCACUUCAUACAGCGCUGGAAUGCCAUGAAGCUGGAGAAGCUGCGCGAUAAUGUGCGCUUUCCCUAUCUGAUGCCCAAAAGCUAUCAUCAGAUACGACUCAAUCCGCAGCUGCAGCAGCAGCAGCAGCGGCGACAGCAGCAAGUCACCUGCCAGCUGCUGCGCAGCGCCUCGGCCUGGAGCUGCGGCUUCAUCGAACCGGAUCUGGUCGAGCAGAGCAUACAUGAUGCCUACAUCGAGACAAUUACCAAAGCCCAGCACUACGUCUACAUAGAGAAUCAGUUCUUUAUCACCAUGCAGCUGGGCUUGGGCGUCUCGGGAACCUUCAAUGUAAGAAACCAGAUCGGAGAAACACUCUUCAAACGCAUCGUUCGUGCCCACAAGGAACGCAAACGUUUUCGUGUCUAUGUGAUAAUGCCCUUAUUGCCAGGCUUUGAGGGCGAUGUGGGCGGCAAUACGGGCAUCGCAGUGCGUGCUAUAACCCACUGGAACUAUGCAUCCAUCUCCAGAGGUCGCACUGCAAUUUUGACACGCCUGCAGGAGGCGGGCAUCACACAGCCCGAGAAUUAUAUUUCCUUUCACAGUCUCCGCAAUCAUUCGUAUCUGAAUAAUACGCCGAUUACGGAGCUGAUCUAUGUGCAUUCCAAGCUGCUGAUCGUCGAUGAUCGCGUCGUUAUUUGUGGCUCGGCGAAUAUCAACGAUCGCUCGAUGAUCGGCAAGCGCGAUUCGGAAAUUGCCGCCAUUAUCAUGGAUGAGGAGUACGAGGACGGACGCAUGAAUGGCAAAAAGUAUCCGAGUGGCAUUUUCGCUGGAAGAUUGCGAAAAUACUUGUUCAAAGAGCAUCUGGGCCUAUUGGAUCUGGAUGGCUCGUCGCGCUCUGAUCUGAACAUCAGCGACCCCGUUUGCGAUGAAUUCUGGCACAAUACCUGGCGCCGUAUAUCGACGAGAAAUACGGAGAUCUACGACGAAGUGUUCAAAUGCAUUCCAACAGAUUUCGUGAAGACCUUCGCUAGUCUGCGCAAAUAUCAGGAGGAGCCGCCGCUGUCGAAAACUGAGCCCGAAGUGGCCGCCAAGCGGGCCACGGAAAUUCAGGGUCAUCUGGUUAACCUGCCGCUGGAUUUCCUUAACAAGGAGGUUUUAACGCCGCCCGGGACCAGCAAGGAGGGCCUCAUUCCUACCUCUGUAUGGACAUAGUCUGCCAAAAGUCUUUAAGACGUAAUCUAAUUUAGGGAAAUUAUGUAAACUGGUUGUAAGUACAGUUGCCACCAAAAUGUCGCAUGCGCAUUUUUAGGUUAGUUUUUUAUUUAUGCAACCCACCAAAGUGUGCUCAACCUGAUGAGUUGCUGUUGCCAAGUCAAAGGAAAAAGGAAUUGUACAUAUAUAUUUAUAUAUAGCGUAUUAUAUUGUUUGUGUAGUCGUCUGUCUAUUUGCCUUACAGCUAGUUAAUUUAUUUUGCGGUACAUCAACGUUCCCCUAUUACAAUUAAGUUUUUUUAUGGUUAAUGUUUGUAAUUUUAAAAACAGUAUUCUAGACAAACUAA